UUUGAAGCGGGAAGACAGCAAGGGUGUGGUCCUGCCCUAUUUCUCUGGUUUAGAAAAAUUUCCAAACUCAAAAAAGAACUACUCGAUUUCCGGAUCUCUGUAUUCCGGCGAGCUCCCUCCGUGUUAUUCUCUGCAGCUUUGCAAGAAUCUGCGCUACAGGAGAGAUCCAGGAUCCGAAAUUUUUCCUGGGUCUUCUUCAUUUUCUCGUUAUGGCAUACCCAGAACCUAUGAAUACAGAGAAGGAGCUGGCAGUGGGACGAGUAAACCCUCCUUCUUCCAGGAAGCCAAGGAUUUUACUUGCUGCAAGUGGAAGUGUGGCUGCCAUAAAGUUUGCAAAUCUCUGCCACUGUUUUUCUGAAUGGGGAGAAGUAAAAGCAGUUGCCACAAAAGCGUCUUUGCAUUUCAUUGAUAGGGCAGCACUUCCUAAAGAUGUAAUUCUUUAUACUGAUGAGGAUGAAUGGUCCAGUUGGAGUAAAAUAGGUGACAGUGUGCUUCACAUUGAUCUUCGACGAUGGGCUGAUGUUAUGGUUAUCGCUCCAUUGUCUGCAAACACUCUUGGCAAGAUUGCUGGGGGAUUGUGUGACAAUCUACUAACGUGCAUUGUCCGAGCAUGGGACUACAGCAAGCCACUCUUUGUUGCACCCGCUAUGAACACUUUUAUGUGGAAGAAUCCUUUCACAGAACGACAUAUCAUGACCCUUGAUGAACUAGGUGUUUCUCUUAUUCCACCCGUCACAAAGAGGCUAGCUUGUGGGGAUUAUGGCAAUGGAGCAAUGGCCGAACCUUCUUUAAUCUACUCAACUGUGAGACUCUUCUUCGAAUCUCGUCCUCUACCAAGUGAAUGAAGAGUUAAGCUAAUUAGGUAUGCAAUAUAGAAAAUGCUCCUAAGAUGUUUCUUAUCCCAUUAAUUCCAUGUGUAUUAGAUGCAUUGCUGCUCUUCGCCAUUCGUUGAGCUUACCUAGUUACCUUCCUGUACAAGUGUACAUCUACAUACAUUCUCUUCUCAUUUGAGUUUCUUUGAUAGUUUGAACUACACCUCAACAGCAAUGAUCUUGAACAUUUUGGAACAUACAUACUAGAUCUUGUAGGAUAUAUAUAGGGGGAGGGUUUGGAUGGUUGGAAAGAGAAGAAUUAAUGGCUUUUUGAGCUUUCCACCUUUCUUUGUCCUUGUAUCCUAUUCAAUCGAAACCCUCCAACUAUUUCUAUUGGAAAGAGAAAGAGAGAUUUAAUGGGGUUUCCAGAAUCUUGAUGUUUGUCAAAGAUAUUGGUCUAGUUGGUUUAGGAUCUUGAGAAAGGUUGAGUCUUUGUGUGAAAUAAUAUACCGUGGAUUUUGGGGUUUAAUAGAUAGGGAAAAGUGUGUUUGAAGACAUCCUAAUAAAAUUUCAUUCAAGGUUUAAUUUUGAUGGUGUGAUUUGGGAAGACGUUUGGAGCGGGAAGACUCGGGUGAGUCGUCAAUUUUCAGUGUAGGAACAGAAAGUCGUACGUACAUAAAAAAAAGGAAAAGAAAGAGAAGGUACCCUGAGUGUUUCCACACUCUCAGACGUCUACCCGAGGAAUCUACGCGCUCUUAGUUGAUCUCCUAUCCAAUUUAUUUGCCUUGUGCCUUGGACGGUUUUAAGAAGUUUGCUAGAGCCAAAUAACGUGGAAUUAAACAAAUGAAUGUUUAUUAAUUUA
Molecule: messenger RNA, 1674 nt
Organism: Rubroshorea leprosula
Lineage: Eukaryota; Viridiplantae; Streptophyta; Magnoliopsida; Malvales; Dipterocarpaceae
Source: the annotation of a GenBank genome assembly